Molecule: messenger RNA, 1071 nt
Organism: Durio zibethinus
Lineage: Eukaryota; Viridiplantae; Streptophyta; Magnoliopsida; Malvales; Malvaceae
Source: RefSeq, a predicted model, not a curated record
UCCUCCCUUCUCUCUCCCUAUGUUUUGUUAGAGUGUUGCAUGCACUUGGGGAUGGCUGAUCAAAGUGGUAAAAAUAUUGUAUUGAGGGAAUACAGGAAAGCAAACUGGACUGUUGAUGAAACUAUGGUAUUGAUUGAGGCAAAGAAGAUGGAUGAUGAGAGGAGAAUGAAGAAAAGUGGGGACAGUCAAGGGAGGAGCAAACCAACAGAGCUGAGAUGGAAAUGGGUGGAAGAUUAUUGUUGGAAAAGAGGGUGUUCGAGGAGCCAAAACCAGUGCAAUGACAAGUGGGAUAAUCUCAUUAGGGACUACAAGAAAGUGAGAAAGUACCAAAGGAGAAUAGCUGAAAGUGGGGAAGGGAAUACUAGUAACGAAGGAUCUUAUUGGGAGAUGGAGAAGAAUGAAAGAAAAGAAAAAAACUUGCCUAGCAACAUGUUGCGCCAGAUAUACGAUCGUUUGGAGGAGGUGGUGGAGAAGAAAGGAGAUCAAAAGGUGGUGGCUGCUGGUGGGUCACGUUCCAUUUCCAACAUACCUUACGUUACGGAUAGAACAAUGACUAGUGUGCAAGCUUCAUUGCCUCCUCUAUUGCAACAUCAACUUUCAGCUCCUAUUCCAGCUGCAAUUCCAUUACCUCUACCAGCAAUGCCACUGCUGCCGCCACCACCGGCUGCUCCUGCGCCAUUAGUGCAACCACCUCCCCUUUCAUAUGCUCAACCAUUGCCCACAGUAGAUUCUGAUACAAGUGAGUAUUCAGACUCACCAGCAAAGAGAAGGCGAAGAGGAGGCAAUGGGGAAGGCACCAGUGGCACUGCCAGUGCAAACAACUCAAAUGAAGUGGGCACUGCAAUCUCUGAAAGUGCUUCCAUUAUAGCAGAAGCCAUCCAGGCUAGUGAGGAAAGACAGGAGAGAAGACAUAGAGAUCUUUUUAGUUUGCAUGAGAGAAGACUAAAGAUUGAGGAAUCUAAGACAGAGAUCAACAAAAGAGGCAUGGAUGGCCUGGUUGAUGCCAUUAACCAGCUUGCUAAUUCCAUCCUUGCUUUAGCUUCCCACAAGAACCAGUCAGCUCCAAAGUGA